Molecule: messenger RNA, 1283 nt
Organism: Rosa chinensis
Lineage: Eukaryota; Viridiplantae; Streptophyta; Magnoliopsida; Rosales; Rosaceae
Product: probable F-box protein At2g36090
Exons: 1
Coding region: 93-1130 (345 amino acids)
Molecular function (GO): protein binding
Source: RefSeq, a predicted model, not a curated record
AAACCCUAGAAUACGAACCUCGACUCACUUGAAACUAGACUUCGUACCUUCCUCUGCUCCCAACUAAUUUGCAAACCUGGUCUCACCGUCCGAUGGCUCGCUUCUCCCACCAACCUCCGUCAACCACCGUCGAUGAAGACUCCUCCGCUUCGAUCUCCGCCGUCCAUCCCGACAUAAUUCAAACUCACAUCCUCACCCGCCUCGACGGCCCCACUCUCGCCUCCGCCGCCUGCACCUCCUUCCAGCUCCACUCCCUCGCCUCCGACCACCGCAUCUGGGCCAACAUCUGCCACUCCACGUGGCCCUCCACCACAACGCCACGUCUCCGCCAAGUCAUCUCCACCUUCCCCGACGGCGCCUUCUCUUUCUUCUCCGACUCCUUCCCGCUUCUCGCCAACUUAGACUCCGCAGCCGCUGCCGCCGAUCAUCACGACAGUCCGACUGAGCUAAUCUCCGCCGUCGAUAUCUACCACGGUGACAAGCUCAUCUUCAGCAAGGUGGUGGAGACGGAGACUGUGAGCGGAUGGUUCACGUGCUCGCCGUUCCGGAUUGACCUGCUGGACCCCAAGGACGUGGUUCCGACGCCGGUGAAGUACCCGGUGGGGCAGGAGGCCGACACGUGUCGCUAUCUGGGGGAGGAACUGAGGCUGAGCUGGAUUCUGAUCGACCCCGUGGGACGGCGCGCUAUGAACCUCUCGAGCCACACGGCGGUUUCGGUGCAGCGGCACUGGCUGAGCGGUGAGGUGCACGCGCGGUUCGCGUCGAUUCUUCCCGGCCAGAGAGGGACGGCGUCGGAGUUCGUGCAGUGCGGGAUCGUGGUGACGUGCGGCGCUGGGUCGGAGGGAGGAGAGUUGCAGGUGAGGGAGGUGAGCCUGCAGGUGGAGGACAUGGACGGAAUGCAUUUGAACGGGAAGGACGGUUUGGUAAUUUUGCAGAGGGGGUUGGAGGGCAGAAAGGGGAGGAAUGGGAGGAGAGGGGAGGAGGGAAGGAGGAGAUACGGAGACUACUUGGAGAGGAAGAGGGAAAGGAAGGAGAAGAAGAAGAGGACAGAAGGGACAUUAGACACUUUGUGUGUCACUUUUGGCGUAUUGGGGUUUUUCCUUUUUUGGUUAUUUAUUUUGUGCAGAUGAUAGCGUGACACUUAUUUUUUCUUAUUCUUCUUCUGUUGUGGUUAAACACAGUAUAUAUACAAACAAACUACUCAAUUAGCUCUAUAUAACUGUACUAAUUCCUCCUAGAUAGAUAAAAUGAGUUCAGCCAUGCAUUGUGAUUCGUUUAGAAAA